AUGACCGUUUCAUCAAAUUCUUCAUCGAAACAUGUUAUGCUUUCCUAUCAAUGGAAUGAUCAAAAACUAGUCUCAGAAAUCUAUCAGUAUUUGAAGAAGAAUAAUCUUUCUGUUUGGAUGGAUAUCCAAGGUGGUAUGAAGGCUAAUAUCUAUGAAUGUAUGGCUGAAGGUGUAGAAAAUGCAAGUGUCAUUGUUUGUUUUAUGACUCCAACGUAUCAAGCAUCAGAAAACUGUCAACAGGAACUUCAAUUUGCCAAGACUCAAAGAGUACCCAUCGUUGCCUGUCGUCUUACCCAUAAUUGGAAACCAACCGGUUGGCUUGGAUUAAUUACGGCCGGUCUUCUGAUGGUCGAUCUGAAGGACAUCACUAAUAGCAAUUUCGAGAGAAAGGUCAAUAAAUUACUAGAACAUAUUCAUCUGACGCUUGAUAUGAAAACAAAAUCACAGCUUGUCUCAUCAUCAAGUCAUACAAAUACAGAGUUUGAUCAAGAUCAUUCGACAAGUAAGUAUGUUUCCAAAACCAGUCGAGGUAUAAUUAAAGUCACUCACUCUUAA
Messenger RNA from Rotaria sordida, 555 nucleotides. The record is from the annotation of a GenBank genome assembly. Lineage: Eukaryota; Metazoa; Rotifera; Eurotatoria; Philodinida; Philodinidae.